AAAGGUCCAGAAUUAGAGACCUGACACGGGCAACGGAGAAGAAGGUACAAAGUGGCCACCGUCUUCCGGAGCAGAUAGUCAUAUGAUUUUAUAAAGUGGUAUUCUCCUACUGUUAAGAAGAAAUUUCAACAACACAAUCAACAAGCUUUUCUUAGUUUAUUGGAAAAGAAAAGCUUUUCUAAAACCCUAAAUUCAGAGAGAUUAUAGUUCCAAGAAGGAAUAAGUGACAAAUUACACCAUGGGGAAGAAACAGCACAGUAAAGAUCGUAUGUUCAUAACCAAGACUGAAUGGGCCACCGAAUGGGGCGGCGCUAAAAACAAAGAGCUAAAAACCCCUUUUAAACGGCUCCCUUUCUACUGCUGCGCUCUUACAUUUACUCCAUUCGAGGAUCCGGUAUGCACAGAAGAUGGCAGUGUCUUUGAAAUAGUGCAUAUAGUUCCAUAUAUCAGGAAAUACGGGAAGAAUCCAGUGACUGGAGCUCCUUUGAAGCAAGAGGACUUAAUUCCUCUUACUUUCCACAAGAAUGCUGAAGGAGAGUAUCAUUGUCCUGUCUUGAACAAGGUUUUUACGGAAUUUACACAUAUAGUUGCUGUAAGAACUACAGGGAAUGUUUUUUGUUAUGAGGCAGUUAAAGAAUUGAAUAUCAAGACAAAGAACUGGAAGGAGCUUCUCACUGAUGAACCAUUCACUAGAGAAGACCUUAUAACAAUUCAAAAUCCUAAUGCACUGGACGCCAAGGUGCUUCUAGAUUUUGAUCAUGUUAAGAAAAGUUUAACGGUUGAUGAUGAAGAAAUACAGAAAAUGCAAUCUGACCCUUCAUACAACAUAAAUAUUACUGGAGACAUCAAGCAAAUGCUUAAGGAGCUUGGAAGUGAGAAAGCAAAAGAGAUUGCACUGCAUGGUGGAGGUGGUAACAAGGCACAAAAUGAAAGAGCUGCUGCUCUUGCUGCUAUUUUAGCUGCAAGAUCGCGUAUCAAAGAUGAUGCAAAAACAAAGGAAAAUGGUGAAGGUACAGCAAAACAGACUUUCAGCAUUGUGGAUGCUGCAUCAGCAUCAGUUCAUGGAAGAAGUGCAGCUGCUGCAAAGUCUGGUUCAACUGAUAAAACAGCUGCGCGGAUAGCUUUGCACAUGUUGGGUGAAAGGACACCAGUGAAUGCUAAGCUGGUUAAGAGUCGUUUUACCACUGGUGCUGCUUCUCGUUCCUUCACUUCCACCUCCUAUGAUCCAGUAACAAAGAAUGAAUAUGAAUAUGUUAAAGUUGAGAAAAAUCCCAAGAAGAAAGGUUACAUCCAGCUGCAUACAACACAUGGUGAUUUGAACAUUGAGCUUCAUUGUGACAUAACACCAAGGACAUGUGAAAACUUCAUUACCCUUUGUGAACGAGGAUAUUACAAUGGAGUAGCGUUUCAUAGAAACAUCCGGAAUUUCAUGAUCCAGGGUGGUGACCCAACUGGCACAGGGAGAGGAGGUGAGUCUAUCUGGGGAAAGCCCUUCAAGGAUGAAGUACACUCCAAGUUGCUGCAUUCUGGUAGAGGUGUUGUUAGCAUGGCUAACUCUGGUCCUCACUCAAAUGGUUCACAGUUUUUUAUCCUGUACAAGUCUGCAACUCACUUAAAUUUCAAACAUACUGUCUUUGGUAUGGUUGUUGGAGGCUUGACAACACUUUCUGCUAUGGAGAAAGUUCCUGUCGAUGACGAUGACCGACCACUGGAAGAAAUCAAGAUAAUAAGCGUAGAAGUUUAUGUCAAUCCCUAUACAGAGCUUGAUGAAGAAGAAGAGAAAACAAAUGAUGACAAGAAAACUGAGGAUGAAGAUAAUGAGAAGGUUGGAUCAUGGUACAGCAACCCUGGAACAGGUACCUCAGAGAUUCAAGCUGUUGGCAGUGGGGUUGGGAAGUACUUGAAAGCAAGGGCUGCACAGGCCGACUCCAAAACUUCUUCUGAUAGUAGUCUACCACCUAUUUCUGCGGCAAAGAAGAGAAAGAUGGCAACAUCAACAGAGCUUAAAGAUUUUUCAGCAUGGUAGAAUUGCUAUUAUCAGUUAAUACUGUGACAUUGAAUAGCUAUAGGUGAGUGUAACAUAUUCAGCGGAUACGUGAGAGGGAAACUAAUGGUUAGGAUGUAAACUCGAUGCGAGCCCCUUUUCUUGUUUUUGAUUUUUAAAAGAUUAUCAGGGCGACCAAUUAGAUACUUAAUAAAAGGACAUGAAGGAAUGCUUUCUGUGGAGGUUUCGCUCUUAUUUUUUCAACAAGAGGAACCGAUACAUUUGUAACAUAUUUAAAUGAGAGCUUUAUACAUGUGACUGCAGACGAUGUUUUGCAUUUUUGGCGA
Nicotiana attenuata is the source of this 2331-nucleotide messenger RNA. RefSeq names its product peptidyl-prolyl cis-trans isomerase CYP65. Gene Ontology annotation, cellular component: catalytic step 2 spliceosome. The transcript has 11 exons. Bases 239 to 2026 code for a protein of 595 amino acids. The record is from RefSeq and is a predicted model, not a curated record. Gene Ontology annotation, molecular function: ubiquitin-ubiquitin ligase activity; peptidyl-prolyl cis-trans isomerase activity. Gene Ontology annotation, biological process: protein folding; protein peptidyl-prolyl isomerization; protein polyubiquitination. NCBI's taxonomy places the organism in Eukaryota, Viridiplantae, Streptophyta, Magnoliopsida, Solanales, Solanaceae.